GAAAUCGUGGUCUUGGAAUGAUACGAGAAUGAGUAAAAUAAAAUUGUUGAGUAAUCUAAUCUAUGAAUUUAAUGAAAUGUUACAGUAUAUUCUACUGCCUAAAAGCGGUACAACCCUCUCUUUUUAGUUUAUGCUACUACAAACUCCCUCUUAUAUGUGAAUAAACUUGGCUUUUAUGAUUCUACGAAAUAUACAAUUAGAUAUCAGCAUUGCAUGUUUCAUGCCUCCCACAUCUAUCUCAUAAAUCGAGGGUAAACUGUAGCUUCCUGAGCUGAAAUACUGAUCCUGUGGUGCUUGAUGGCUGAAGUCAGAAUGAGGUCACUGUCGCUUUAAGAAGCAUCCUGCUCGAGUUCUUGCUCUUUGACUUCUGUGAGCGCCGCUCAGAUCUCCGUCCACAAAUGCUGCUGCUGAUGUGGAGAGAAAGAAGACAGGGACACGGAGAGGGUUUAGAUGUGAGAGGAAUGGCUGGAACGUCUUGCAAUGUUGUAUGAAGACUUUAUUCGUAAGUGGAUGGAGAAGGUUUAGUCCAGCGGAGAAGUUUCAAACAGCUCUCCAUCAUGGAUUCACUCGACCAGCAGGGCAGAGAGAGGUUGAUCUUCUAUCUGACUGUGCCGCUGUCUUCGAUCAUCAUCUUCUCCAACCUCUUCAUCAUAAUAGGCAUCGCCUGCAACCGUCAGCUGCACAACACCCCAAACUACUUCUUCUUGAGCCUGCUGGUGGCCGACCUGUGCACCGGCAUCACCCUGCCCUUCAUUCCCCGCAUGACUCUGGACCGGAAGCUGGAUUUCAAGCAAUGCUUGGUGAUGUACAUCUUCCCCAACUUUCUGUUCCUGUCGUUCCUCUUCAAUCUGGUGAUGGUGCAUUACGAACGCUACCUGUGCAUCGUCAGCCCGCUCCACCACAGCCAGUUCUGGGUCCACCGCUGCUUCCCGCUGGCUUUGCUGACCGCUUGGCUCCCUCCAUUGCUGUAUGCAUCGCUUCCCGCCUUUGGGUGGAAUAACUGGGUUGAACCCAUCUCCAACAAGAGCUCAGACUCGAGCAGGAUCUCGUCGGCGUCUCGUAACUCCUCCAAAGUGGAUGAGGUUUGCUCCUACAAACUGGUCUUUCCCAAGGCCUUCAUUUAUUUGGAAGUGUGCGGACUGGUGCUGCCGGCCAUGCUGUCCAUCGCGGCCAUGACGGGACGGGUGUUGUGGAUCGCUCGCAAGCAGCUGCAGGACAUCUGUAAGCUCCACCGUGCCGUGGACCGUCUCCAGCAGCAGCAGCAGCAGCCUUCGGAUCACGAGCAGCAGCUUAACCUGCGCUACGCCAAAUGCGUGGCCGCCGUGUCCCUCACGUUCCUGGUCUGCUGGGUGCCGUACAUCAUCUACCAGCUCAUGUCCGUGACGGCGCUGCAGACCGGGGUGAGCUUGCCGAGCUCAUCUCUGUACAUCAUCAUGUCCUGUACGGGAAUCGGGAGCAUGGCCAUCAUUCCCCUCAUACUGGGACUGGCCAACAAGCAGUACACUGAGCCCAUCAGCAGGCUGAUGCUCAAACUGAGGAACCGCUGGAGAGGAGGACAGAAUAACAGAGAUAUUGCACUCUGACCAGGACAGUGAGUAGAUAGGAUGUUCCAACUGAAUCUGUAAAUGAAAGAUCUGCUGUGCGUUAAAUACUUUAUGAAAUAUACACUAUUAAAGCGCCCCUAUUAUGGAUUCUUGAAAACCGCUUUCAUCCGGUUUGCAAGAAAGCUCUAACUAAAUGAAAACAUCCUGCAGAGUUGACUGUGCAUCAACUUAUUGGCUAUUUCUCAAAGUGUUCUUCAGCAAUCUUGUGCACUUGUUUUACGUCGUUAUUAACCACCGAAGUUCAGUUCCAGUUCUCAAGAACGCAAGCACAGACCUGUACAGUGUGCAGACUCCUGAGCUGUGUCUCAUUUAGAAGGCUGCACCCUCCGGAGGUCGAAUGCUCUGUGGGAUGCCUUCGCGGUUCCAAGAUGGCGGCCACAUCUACGUGCCUGGAGCAGUCUACUGGGGCAUCUAUAUGUCUAUGAGCGGACUUGAUAGAAUCGAACCGUUACAAAUCCCAGAAGACGCCGCAGGCUGGUAUACGGAGACCAGCAAGCCUUGAACUCGCUCUAGCAAAUACUUGACGGCUCUUGAAAGUAAACAUUUACCGUUUAUCGAGAGAAAGUCUGCAGAUUUUAUUGCAAUAGUAAAAUGAAUCUUAACACAGUCAUAAUGUAACGCUGUAAACUAAAACAAUAUACAAUCCUACGAAAAUAACGUUAACAAAUGUUUUUAUAAGUUAUAACAUUUGUUUGUAAUGUUAUGUUGUAUUUAUUGUUCAGUUGCUAAUGCUGAGACUAUGCGGUCAGUUAAGCAAGAAUGCAGUACGUUUCAAUUCUCAAGAAAAUGUUUUUUGACCUUGUUUGCAUGUCAACCUGUUGUUGAGGCCUCCGACAAACCAAAAUAUGAACCUCUUAUAAACCAUAAUAGGGGCACUUUAAAAAUAGGUGCUUAAAAUAGGUUAGAAGAACCAUUUAUGUUCACCAUUCGAUCCAAUUUAGCUUUUUAUAAUCUAAAGAACUUUCUUUGGCUAUAAAGAACCUUUUGUCAAACAGAAGAGCUUUAUGAAACCAUUAAGACAAAAAAGGUUAUUUAUGGUAUUGCGAAGAACCAUUAUUUUUAAGAGUACACUACUGUUUAAAGGUUUGGGGUUAGUUAGAUUUUAUAUUAUUUUGGGAAAAUAUUAUUUUUGGUGUAUUUG
Molecule: messenger RNA, 2745 nt
Organism: Puntigrus tetrazona (Sumatra barb)
Lineage: Eukaryota; Metazoa; Chordata; Actinopteri; Cypriniformes; Cyprinidae
Gene: gpbar1
Product: G protein-coupled bile acid receptor 1
Exons: 2
Coding region: 558-1583 (341 amino acids)
Biological process (GO): G protein-coupled receptor signaling pathway
Cellular component (GO): membrane
Molecular function (GO): G protein-coupled receptor activity
Source: RefSeq, a predicted model, not a curated record